Messenger RNA from Schistosoma mattheei, 288 nucleotides. The record is from the annotation of a GenBank genome assembly. NCBI's taxonomy places the organism in Eukaryota, Metazoa, Platyhelminthes, Trematoda, Strigeidida, Schistosomatidae.
AUGUGUUACUAUAGUGAUAUUAUUACUUUCAAACGUACUUGGAGCCUUACGAUUCCUACUCACACUCGUCAUCCCGUCGUCAACCACAUACCACUAGACAAACAAUUGUCGAAAGAGGGACAUACUACUUAUCUCCACGAUUUGAGUGACUUUUAUGAAAUCACCGAAAUAAAAGUUAAUGAAGAGGUUGUUCAUCACUGCAAAAUUACUGAUUUUCAGUUUGGAGGUGAUGGGGAGCUGGAUCCGCUAUGCAAACUAAUUGUAGAUAAAGUCAAUACUGCAUAUUAA